AUGAUGCACCCGCGCCAACUACGCCAGCAGAUCCACCAGGGACUCAAUUUCGGGCUAGUGCUCGCCAGCGCCUUCAUGUUCUGGAAGUUCCUUUCGGUGUUGACCUCUAGCGAAUCCCCAGUGGUCGUGGUGUUGUCUGGGUCGAUGGAACCGGCAUUCCAAAGAGGUGAUGUGCUUUUCCUUUAUAACCGUGACAAUUACGUCGAUGUUGGAGAUAUAGUGGUGUAUCAAGUCAAGGACAAGAGUAUUCCAAUUGUGCACCGUGUCAUGAACGAACAUCACAUCGAAUACACCACCCUGGCCCAACAACAACAACAACAACAACAACAAGCGAAAUCCCUGGGGUCGGAAUAUAGUCCAUUGGUUCACACUUCUGGCGGGAAACAGCUACUUCUUACUAAAGGUGACAAUAACCCUGUGAAUGAUUUGGGAUUAUACGGAAGAAACCAAGGGUACCUCAAUAGAGACGACGAUAUUUUAGGGGUGGUGAAAGGUUACGUCCCAUUUGUCGGUUAUAUCACAAUUUUGAUCACCGAGAAUGUUUAUUUGAAGUACGCCAUGAUUGGGUUCAUGGCAAUCUCUGCCUUGUUGUCUAACGAAGAAUGA
Saccharomycopsis crataegensis is the source of this 606-nucleotide messenger RNA. RefSeq names its product signal peptidase complex catalytic subunit SEC11 (gene SEC11). The record is from RefSeq and is a predicted model, not a curated record. NCBI's taxonomy places the organism in Eukaryota, Fungi, Ascomycota, Saccharomycetes, Ascoideales, Saccharomycopsidaceae. The coding region runs from base 1 to 606 and encodes 201 amino acids. Gene Ontology annotation, cellular component: signal peptidase complex; membrane. The transcript has a single exon. Gene Ontology annotation, molecular function: serine-type endopeptidase activity.